UGACGUAGUUUUCAAUGAAUCACAUCGCCAGCAACGUGUCCGUUUCGAGACGGCCUGUCUGUCCGUUUGCCCUUUAAUUCGAUUUUGGCGAUGCGCGCCGAAAGUAGAUUGAAAAAAAGUGGCCCAACGUGCGACGCGUGUUUAGCAUAAUCCGGGUUGCUCGCUAUUUUGCUACAGCGUAAUUUCCCUUUUGGUUUGAAUUGCGCAUCAAACUGCGCACCACAAGAAACGGCAUUCCGUCAAAAGAAGGGGAAAACGACUUGCGGAAGGGACGAAACUGUGUCCGCGGUGCGGAGGGGGGGAAAAUGUGAUUGUUCCUAACUUGUUUACCAUCAAUUAAGGAAACAAAACGGUCAUCAUGUCGUCCGUUAAGUGAAAAAUGUCGAGGGUAAAGUGAGCCGCGCGAUUUUCUAAAUUUGUUUGAAUGCGAUUUAGUGAAGGGCGUGUGUGCGGGUACGUCACGCGCGCAUUUGUUUAGACGCGCAGCGCCCAUUGGUCGAUACAGCUACAGCACACACGUGAUGUGGCUGCUGUGAAGCGUGUACAACGAAGGGCUCACGACGGGGUGGUGUCCAGGUGUCGAGCACCUCGGUGUACUUUUCCGAUUUGGCACAUCCUAGUUCGAAUGGUGAGAAGUGAAGGUGAAACGGCCGCGUCCUCUACGGAUCUAAAGUCCCGCCGGAUUCUUGCUCUCCUUACAGGUCAACUUAGGACCACGAGGGGAACAUGAGUUUGGACACCUUGCUUGAAGCAGCACGUUAUUUGGAGUUACAAGAAUUAAAAGAGCAACAACAAAGACAGGCCGUAGCUCCCAUUGUUUCAAGCAUCAACCCCCCGCCACUUGCAACACAACCCGUCGCAAUUAUUAAACCGAUACAAGAGGCCCCAAUCGUCACGCAUCCGCCCCUAACAUCGCGAGUCAUCCAAAACAGCUUCGACAUCAUCAACCCGCUUGUCAUCGACGAGGGAGGCGAGCAGAAGCGCAAACAGCCCCCUCUGGUUUUCCGGUCGGGCACUCGCGAGGUGCACAACAAGCUCGAGAAGCACCGGCGCGCCCACCUCAAGGAAUGCUUCGACUUUCUUAAGAAGCAACUGCCGACGCAGGCGGACGAAAAGAAGACGUCGAACCUGAGCAUUCUGCACUCGGCGCUGCGCUACAUUCAGAGCCUGAAACGUAAGGAACGCGAGCUGGAACAUGAGAUGGAACGGUUGGCGCGCGAGAAGAUAUCGGCGCAGCAAAAACUCGCCGUGCUCAAAAAGGAAAUAGCCGUGCAGUGCGAUAACGUCGAUUUUAACGUUUUACUGCCGGAACCGGCGCCCGUUCCGCCACCCAACGAAACCAAGAUGGUGUCGCCGACCAUCGAACGAAUUCCUCCGCUUCCCAAACCGCCAAACGGCGUUAAAGAGGUGAGAAUUUAUCGGAUUGAAACUGAAUUAACGUAGUCACGGAAACCCAGUGUUGGUGUUACCUAGCCA
Messenger RNA from Photinus pyralis (common eastern firefly), 1476 nucleotides. Its product is annotated as max-binding protein MNT-like. Lineage: Eukaryota; Metazoa; Arthropoda; Insecta; Coleoptera; Lampyridae. Bases 727 to 1443 code for a protein of 238 amino acids. The record is from RefSeq and is a predicted model, not a curated record. Gene Ontology annotation, molecular function: protein dimerization activity; DNA-binding transcription factor activity, RNA polymerase II-specific; RNA polymerase II cis-regulatory region sequence-specific DNA binding. Gene Ontology annotation, biological process: regulation of transcription by RNA polymerase II. The transcript has 3 exons.